AUGAUGGCAACUCCGGCGCCCAUCCAGGACCGCACCGCCGAGUUCCGCUCGAUCCUGAGCCAGGCGCAGAAGAGACUCGCCUCAUCCAAGGCCAGUGGCCGCCAGAGCCUACAGGCCAACUCGACGACCAGGACGACCUCUGCAGACGUGCCAGCCCCGAGCAGCCGGCCGGCGCGCUCUGAGUUUGCCAGACGGGCUGCAGAGAUCGGGCGUGGGAUCGCAUCGACGACGGGGAAACUCCAGCGGCUGGCACAGCAACUGACCUAUGUGAUCAAGCAAGAUCUCUCCUCACUAAACUCCCAGAUCGCCUCCCUCCAGUCCCUCACACUCUCACAGCACCCCAAGUCGACACGGAGCAAGGCAGACCAGGAAGGAGAGCACAAUGACAACGUGGUCGUACUGCUGCAGGGGAGGCUGGCGGAUGUGGGAGCCAACUUCAAGGACGUGCUGGAGGUGCGGACGAAGAAUAUCCAGGCCUCUCGAUCGAGAACGGAGAACUUCGUCUCCACCGUUUCAUCAAGAUCGCACGCGCUCGACCCCCAGCGCUCCGACUCCCCGCUCUACAACCAGGCUCGCAGCAGGAGUCCGCAGCCAGGCUACCGCCCAGGCUCAGCGGACCUGCUCACCCUGGAUCCGUCCUCGUCGGGGACGCCCGCCGGAGGAGGAGGCGGCGGCAUGCACUCUGACCAGCAACUACUGAUGAUGGAGGAGGCCCAGCCGGCCAACACCUACAUCCACGCGCGCGGCGAGGCCAUCGAGGCCAUCGAGCGUACCAUCAAUGAACUUGGCGGCAUCUUCGGCCAGCUGGCCACCAUGGUCAGCGAGCAGUCCGAGAUGAUCCAGCGCAUCGACGCCAACACCGAAGACGUCGUCGACAACGUCCAGGGCGCCCAGCGUGAGCUCAUGAAGUACUGGUCGCGUGUCUCUGGCAACCGCUGGCUCAUUGCCAAAAUGUUUGGCGUCCUCAUGAUAUUCUUCCUUCUUUGGGUCCUUAUCUCCGGGUAG
Microsporum canis CBS 113480 is the source of this 1005-nucleotide messenger RNA. RefSeq names its product syntaxin 5. The coding region runs from base 1 to 1005 and encodes 334 amino acids. The transcript is spliced from 4 exons. Gene Ontology annotation, cellular component: SNARE complex; Golgi membrane; endomembrane system. Gene Ontology annotation, biological process: endoplasmic reticulum to Golgi vesicle-mediated transport; intracellular protein transport; vesicle fusion. The record is from RefSeq and is a predicted model, not a curated record. Gene Ontology annotation, molecular function: SNARE binding; SNAP receptor activity. Lineage: Eukaryota; Fungi; Ascomycota; Eurotiomycetes; Onygenales; Arthrodermataceae.